This is a messenger RNA of Impatiens glandulifera, 1946 nucleotides long. Its product is annotated as serine/threonine-protein phosphatase 5-like. The transcript has 13 exons. The record is from RefSeq and is a predicted model, not a curated record. Gene Ontology annotation, molecular function: protein binding; protein serine/threonine phosphatase activity. Gene Ontology annotation, cellular component: nucleus; cytosol. Bases 193 to 1650 code for a protein of 485 amino acids. Lineage: Eukaryota; Viridiplantae; Streptophyta; Magnoliopsida; Ericales; Balsaminaceae.
UUUUUAACAAAGUUCGCUUCUUUCACCAUUAUUAGGGUUUCCCUCAUACUUGUCUUUCUCUUUUCACUCUCUCUACAGAGGCUGCAUCAAUCCACUGAAUAUACGCCAGAUAAGAGAGGGAUUUUGAUAGCAAUAUGGAGUGUAUCUAAAUUAUUUAUUUAGAUCCUUGUUACUCGUAGGAUUAUACAUACUAUGCCCACUAUGGAAACUGAAAACUCCAACGCUUCAAGUGCUGAAAAACUCAAGGUUCUCGCUAAUGAAGCUUUUAAAGUUCACAAGUUUUCUCAAGCUAUUGAUCUGUAUACACAAGCAAUAGAGUUGAACGGUGAUAAUGCUGUUUACUGGGCAAACCGUGCAUUUGCCCACACCAAAUUGGAAGAAUAUGGAAGUGCUAUACAUGACGCUUCAAAAGCUAUUGAGAUUGAUCCUAGAUACUCGAAGGGUUAUUACAGGCGAGGUGCAGCAUAUCUUUCUAUGGGAAAGUUUAAGGAUGCGUUGAAGGACUUUCAACAGGUUAAGAAAUUAUGUCCAAGUGACCCAGAUGCGACCAAGAAGCUAAAGGAAUGUGAGAAGGCUGUAAUGAAACUUAAAUUUGAGGAAGCCAUAUCUGUUCCUCAUUCAGAAAAGCGUUCAGUUGCUGAUUCCAUUGAUUAUCGUUCAAUAGAUGUGGAGUCACAAUACUCUGGGGCAAAAAUAGAAGGGGAUGCCAUCACUAUAGAUUUUGUGAAACAGAUGAUAGAUGACUUCAAGAAACAGAAGACUUUACAUAAGAGAUACGCUUUCCAGAUUGUUCUACAAACAAGAGAGAUGCUACGGGCUUUGCCAUCUCUUGUUGAUAUAAAUGUUCCAGAUGGCAAGCAUUUCACUGUUUGUGGUGAUGUUCAUGGUCAGUUCUUUGAUCUAGUAAAUAUUUUUGAGCUUAACGGGCUCCCAUCUGAAGAUAAUCCUUAUCUGUUCAAUGGAGACUUUGUGGAUAGAGGUUCCUUUUCAGUAGAAGUCAUACUCACGUUAUUUGCCUUUAUGUGCAUGAAUCCAUCAGCUAUAUAUCUCUCUAGGGGAAACCAUGAGAGCAAGAGCAUGAAUAAGAUAUAUGGUUUUGAGGGGGAGGUCAGAUCGAAGUUAAACGAAACAUUUGUGGAACUCUUUGCAGAAGUUUUUUGUUGUUUGCCUCUGGCACAUGUAAUAAACAACAAGAUUUUCAUUGUUCAUGGAGGUCUUUUCAGUGUCGAUGGGGUGAAGCUUUCUGAAAUUAAAGCAAUUGAUCGAUUUUGUGAACCUCCAGAGGAAGGUUUGAUGUGUGAGUUGUUAUGGAGUGAUCCACAACCACAGCUUGGAAGAGGACCAAGCAAGCGAGGUGUAGGUCUUUCCUUUGGUGGGGACGUUACUAAAAGAUUCUUGCAGGAUAACAAUCUGGAUUUGGUGGUAAGAUCUCAUGAAGUAAAGGAUGAAGGUUAUGAGAUUGACCAUGAUGGAAAACUCAUUACUGUGUUUUCUGCUCCAAACUAUUGUGAUCAGAUGGGUAAUAAGGGUGCAUUUAUACGAUUUGAAGCUCCGGAACUGAAGCCAAACAUAGCUACUUUCACAGCAGUGCCACAUCCAGACGUGAAGCCAAUGGCAUACGCAAACAACUUCCUCCAAAUGUUCUCAUGAUGAUCGAAGCAGAAGUCACACACCUAGACAGUAAAAUUCUUCAAUGCCACAAUGUUAAAAAGUAUUUGAUUAGUAGAAUUUGGUGAAAUAGCUAAAGAACACAUGGCUUGGCAAUUGGCAAUCUCUCUUUUAUUCUUUUUGGGUUUGGGGGCAGAAAGAAAGCAUGACUUAGGUUGCUGUGUUUUGUUGGACUAUUAUUAUAAUAUGUAAACCUUUUGCUUUGUUUAUUGGUGUUUGGUUACUGUUUAUUGACACAACUGCUUCUUUGCCCAAAACAAUGAUUAUUUUUUGUUGAA